Molecule: messenger RNA, 5307 nt
Organism: Nerophis ophidion (straightnose pipefish)
Lineage: Eukaryota; Metazoa; Chordata; Actinopteri; Syngnathiformes; Syngnathidae
Gene: cramp1
Product: cramped chromatin regulator homolog 1
Exons: 20
Coding region: 94-4554 (1486 amino acids)
Biological process (GO): pattern specification process
Cellular component (GO): nucleus
Molecular function (GO): chromatin binding
Source: RefSeq, a predicted model, not a curated record
AGUAGAGGUAGUUGAGUUGGCUGAGUGUUUGGUGCAGAAGACCGGGCCAGAAAGCGACCGUGUCUGGGUGGAUAUCAUGCCCGCUUUGGGUGGAUGUAUUCUGCCCGCUUUGCUGGCUUCUUGGCGGCAGGAGCGCUCGGAGCCAUGGUGAAGAGAAAGAAGACGUGGCCCACUCCCGAAGAGCAGGAAAAUGGCAUGACGCCGGGCUCCCGGGAAGACUUCGCCGUGGACGGCAGGACACAUCCGUCCCGAAGAGCCGAGGAGGAGAGCGAGGAUGGCGGCACAAAGGGAGACGAAGCCUCGGCUAAACUCAGCCCCGCUUCCAAGUCUCCACCCGGACCCGCUCCCGCCCGCCCGGCCCCGGCCUUGGCGGAGUCCAGCACGCCGAGCCACGACCAGCACCAUUUCCUCCGCUCCAGCGUUCGACCUCCCAGCAAAAGGAUCCGGAAGGAUUCCGUGGGCUCGGCCAUCAACGGCCAUGGCGGGGCCAAAGCCAAAGGAGCAGAGAACGGGUCUUCCUCCCAAGGGGUGUUGGGACAGUCCGGACCGGUGGCCGGCUCUACGGGGGUGUCCAAGACCGCCAAGGGGCAAGGGUCUGUUGAGAAGGAGGAGCAAGUUGGGAACCAGAAGAGGGCCCGUCGACAGUGGGAGUCUUGGAGCGCCGAGGACAAAAACAGCUUCUUCGAGGGGCUCUAUGAGCAUGGCAAGGAUUUCGAGGCUAUCCAGAACAACAUUGCAAUGAAGUACAGGAAAAGAGGAAAGCCGGCCAACAUGGUGAAGAACAAGGAACAAGUCCGCCACUUCUACUACCGCACCUGGCACAAGAUCUCCAAGCACAUCGACUUCGCCAAUGUGUACACCCGGGUGCUGAAGAAGUCCUCCCAGGAGCUGUAUGGGCUCAUCUGCUACGCCGAGCUGCGCAAGAAAGUGGGAGGACUCAUGGAUGACAAGAAUGUGGCCAAGCUGAAUGAACUCAUCCAACAAGGGGCCACCACUGUGCGCUCCAAAGGCAGGAACCUGCGCAUCAAAGCCCCCAUGUGCCGUGCCUUGAAGAAACUCUGUGACCCAGACGGAGUAAGUGACGAGGAGGACCAGAAGCCGGUGCGCUUACCACUGAAGGUGGCGGUGGAGCUUCAGCCGCGCAGCAACUACUCCUGGGCCCGCGUUCACAGUCUAGCGUACAACCCUCGCCUCAGGAUGGUGGUGGAACUUCACAGGAAGGUUUCCAGCCUCAUUGAAUUCCUGAAACAGAAGUGGGCCUGUCAUGACCAGAGGAUUAUGAAGAGUCUGCUGGAGAGGGAGGCUUUGGGGGAGGAUGCGCCCCCUCCAGACGAACUCUUUCUUUUCCCGGCUGAGAGCAGCACCCUGACCACGCUGCCUGGGGUUUCCCGCGUGGUUCACUCCAAGGCCUCUUGCACGGUUCACUGGCAAGAGAGCGGCAAGACGCGGCCCAACGCCAAGGAGCUACCCGCCGCUCAGAUCCUGGGCAUCCACACGGCCGCGCCACGGACCGGCGCCAAAUCGGCACGAGGAACCCCAGGUUCAGUCUCGGUGACCCCGCAGAGUGACUGUCGUAAAACCGAGCCCCCCGGCAUUGAAACGUGGCCUGAGGGUUCUGUCAAGGCGGAGGAGAAGAAGCCUUCCACUCUGUCGCCUUCGCAGCAGGCGGCCAUUCCCGCAGAGGAGGCGACCGGACUUUUUGAGGAGGCCGGCGGUGGCCUGGCCGGGACCAAAACCGUGGACAACUUGUGUAGCGGUGCAGAGAGCUGCCUGGACCAAUGCAGGGAGGAGCAGGUCUCCUCCGGCCAAACUCCUCCAGCCAAGCUCUCCAUGGGCGGCCCAGAGGACGCCAAGGAGAGAAGCGUCCAGCAGAUCAGGGAGGACGGCUGGAACCUCCGUGACGCAGAGAACGUGACGCUGGCAGAGCUCUACCUGAUGUUCGGCAAGCCUGGCAAGCUGCAGCUGGAGUACGAGUGGCAGUCGCCCGCACAUCUUCACCAAGACGGAGGAGCAGUGUCCUCGCAGCCCAGACUACGUGGGAAACAACGCGUCUUGAGCUGCCUGCUGAGACUGCUCACCAGCGAGAUCAACCCCAAACCCUUGGCUCCAGAGCUGUGCUCCACAGCCCCGGGUCCUCAGGACGAGCACAGCCCUACAGGAAAAGGCUCCACGGCGGGUGUGCGCAGCCCCAACUGCGGCCGGCUGCAGGCAUCUGUCCGAGGGGGCAGGUUACACCAGCCAAACACCUCAGGUGCACGCCACCUUCCCCGCUCCCUGCUCUGCUCCUCGGCAGCGGCCAGCGACUCGGAGGGCAACGUGUUUGCAGUGCCCACCACCCUCCCCCCCAACAGUUCCCGCCACAACCGCAUGUUCUCCCCCAACAAGGAGGCGGAGCUGGCCUUGAGGCAGCAGCUGGACUCCAUCAGCAUGCAGUCCGAUCUUUUCCUGUCAAGACCAAGAAAACCUCGAAACAGACAACUCCGGAAGCCACUUGUCGUUCAGCGAACUCUUCUACCGCGAACCACAGGAGACACUCCUCAGCACGUCUGCUCCUUCUCCAUCCUCUCCAACUCCUCUGCCACAGGAACUGGCUCUUUCCGGCCAAUUCAGACGCGGCUGGCUCCUCCUACCUCACGCCCUCCACCGUCCAUAGCUUCUUCUCCUGCAGGGACCAGUCAGCUGUCCAGUGCUAUCGACCUGGCAGCCAAGACGGCGGGCAUCAUCCCUGCCAGUCCUUGUCGGGGGCCACAUUCUCCCACGUCCACCCCUGCCAGUCCUUGUCGGGGGCCACAUUCUCCCACGCCCGCCCCUGCCAGUCCUUGUCGGGGGCCACAUUCUCCCACGCCUGCCAGUCCGUGUCGGGGGCCACAUUCUCCCACGCCUGCCAGUCCUUGUCGGGGGCCACAUUCUCCCAUGUUGCCCUCUGCACAGCUGCUGGAUGCUGAACAACACCUGCAGCACCACCUGCCAGAGAAGGAUGUUCCUCCAGCUUCUCCUGGCGUGAAGGAGGGCGGAGACUCUCUCCUGGCUCCGCCCAGUGUGGCCUCGCUCCUGGACAUCUCCCUGCCGGGCCCCCCUGAGGAGUCUCUGCCCCCUGGAGAGAAUCCAAGCCACAUCAGCGACUCCAUCAUCGAGCUGGCCAUCAACUCCGCCCACUACGCAGGCGAGGAGGCCAAGAUGACCAAAGUUUCUCCCUCGGUCAGCCCGUCCAGAGGCUGGAUCCCCUCGCCCGGCCACGACCCCCAGUGGUACCCCACUGACUCCUCUGACUCCACCCUGGGAUGUCUUCUCUCCAGCAUGGGCCGACGCACCCCCCGCACUUUGUUCACCCCCAGCCUGCUGGACUGCAACUCCCAUGAUUCCUUUCACUCCCGCGGCCUUCCUGACGUGGGCGAGGUUGACUCCCAGCUGGCCUGCAUGAUGAGUGAGAGCAGUGUAGACUACAUCGCUCGCUUCAACGACCUGGCUCAGGAGCUGGCUGUCAGCGAGCCCUCCAUAACGCCUCAGGAGCUGGCUGUCAGCGAGCCCUCCAUGGUGCCUCAAGAGCUGGCUGUCAGCGAGCCCUCCGUGGCGCCUCAAGAGCUGGCUGUCAGCGAGCCCUCCGUGGCCCCUCAAGAGCUGGCUGUCAGCGAGCCCUCCGUGGCCCCUCAAGAGCUGGCUGUCAGCGAGCCCUCCGUGGCCCCUCAAGAGCUGGCUGUCAGCGAGCCCUCCUUGGUGCCUCAAGAGCUGGCUGUCAGUGAGCCCUCCUUGGUGCCUCAAGAGCUGGCUGUUAGCGAGCCCUCCAUGGCGCCUCAAGAGCUGGCCUUCAAUGAGCCCUCCAUGGCGCCUCAAGAGCUGGCUGUCAGCGAGCCCUCCAUGGCCCCUCAAGAGCUGGCUGUCAGCAAGCUCUCCAUGGCGCCUCAGGAGCUGGUUGUCAGCGAGCCCUCCUUGGCACCUCAAGAGCUGGUUGUCAGCGAUCCCUCCAUGGCGCCUCAAGAGCUGGUUGUCAGCGAGCCCUCCAUGGCGCCUCAAGAGCUGGUUGUCAGCGAGCCUUCCUUGGCGCCUCAAGAGCUGGUUGUCAGCGAGCCCUCCAUGGCGCCUCAAGAGCUGGUUGUCAGCGAGCUCUCCAUGGUGCCUCAAGAGCUGGCUAUCAGCCAGCCCUCCAUGGCGCCUCAAGAGCUGGUUGUCAGCGAGCCCUCCAUGGCGCCUCAAGAGCUGGCUGUCAGCGAGCCCUCCAUGGCGCCUCAAGAGCUGGUUGUCAGCGAGCCUUCCAUGGCGCCUCAAGAGCUGGCUGUCAGCGAGCCCUCCAUGGCGCCUCAAGAGCUGGCUGUCAGCGAGCCUUCCAUGGCACCUCAAGAGCUGGCUGUCAGCGAGCCCUCCAUGGCGCCUCAAGAGCUGGCUGUCAGCGAGCUCUCCAUGGCGCCUCAAGAGCUGGUUGUCAGCGAGCCCUCCAUGGCGCCUCAAGAGCUGGUUGUCAGCGAGCCCUCCAUGGCGCCUCAAGAGCUGGCUGUCAGCGAGCCCUCCAGGGCGCCUCAAGAGCUGGCUGUCAGCGAGCCCUCCAUGGCGCCUCCCUGAGGACUGCAGGAAGAAGAAGAAGAAGAAGAAGAAGAAUAAAGCCAUGACAGCAGGGGUCCAAACUGACCUUUUUCAUAGUUUUCAUUCUCAAAACCAUUUUUAUUUUGCCUUGAUGCUCUCCUGGAGUCAGAAGUUGUGUUGUUGUUCUUCAACACAACUCUGAAUGACAAACUCACUAAAUAUUUCACAUUGUCAACUCAUGACUUCUAGCAUUCAUAACAUUGAUUUUAAAAUCAAGAUUAUUUUAUGAGCGAUGAUUUGUUUUCCUUUUAAAAUCCAAAAGUUGUACUUGGAUUCUCGAUCUAUCCAUCCAAGAAUUUAACGAUGAAGCUCUUUGCCCUCUUUGGUCUCACGGAAGAGUUUUUAAGGCAAAAAUAUGCAACAUUUUCCCCCCAAAUAUUUCCAAUUGGAAUUUUUGUUGAUUUUAAGCAACGUUUUAAAAGAAGAAAAACAAAGCAGCUUUUUUUUUUUGUGAGUCCACUUUCCUUGCACUUGGACAACCUGGACUGAAGUUGGAAAAGCAAGAAAGUCUCAACUUGACUUCUUGCAACUUCAACUUUUGGGAAAGUCUUUGAGUGAUUGGAUCUGGCUGGGACUUGACUAGUAACACUAGUUCUGCUGCUCAUGAAGGAUUUCUUCUACAUUUUGUAACAUCUAACUAUUUAUUGCUGAACUAAGUGCUUCUUUAACUUAAAAUGUUCACUUGCUACAAAUGUCUUUCUAUGGUGUGCAUAAAGUUGUGUAGAAAACUUA